GUGUUAUUUGUUUGGAUUCAGAAAGCCAAAUUCAACACUUCAAUUUUGUUCGUUUCUCUUUAUUCAGAAAGAUAAGUUAAAAUUUAGGGUUUUGCAUUUUGUUAUCGUCUCUCUCAAUUCAGCAACGGUGGCUUUUUUUCCACGUGCCUUUGUUUUCUAAUUAUACCUGAUUUUCGUUAUAUUUAAGAGUCCAUUUUUUUUUUUCAUCUUCUCCUAUUUAGAUAGAUUCUCUUUGGGAUUCAGUGGGUUCAAUAGAGGAUUUUUCAUUGAAAAAUGUGAAUGAUUGAGUUAUUGCAAAAAUACUGAUGAGGAAGGUUGGGAAAUAUGAGGUGGGGCGCACCAUUGGUGAGGGGACUUUUGCAAAGGUGAAGUUUGCUCAGAACACAGAGACAGGGGAGAACGUAGCCAUGAAAGUUAUGGCUAAAUCCACCAUUCUCAGGCACAAGAUGGUGGAUCAGAUUAAGAGAGAAAUAUCCAUAAUGAAGCUUGUUAGGCAUCCAAACAUAAUCAGGCUGCGUGAGGUUCUUGCCAGCCGAACAAAGAUAUAUAUUAUUUUGGAGUUCAUCACUGGAGGGGAACUGUUUGAUAAAAUAGUUGAUCAAUGUAAGCUUAGUGAAAGGGAGUCUCGGCGUUAUUUUCAACAGCUUAUUGAUGCGGUCGAUUACUGCCACAGUAAAGGAGUCUUCCACAGAGAUUUGAAGCCCGAAAAUCUUCUUCUUGAUGCUCAAGGAAAUUUGAAGAUUUCUGAUUUUGGCCUUAGUGCAUUACCUCAGCAAGGGGUUGACCUCCUUCACACAACCUGUGGUACGCCAAAUUAUGUUGCUCCUGAGGUACUCAGCCACAAUGGUUACAAUGGUGCUGCUGCAGAUGUUUGGUCUUGUGGGGUCAUCCUUUAUGUUUUAAUGGCGGGAUAUCGUCCAUUUGAUGAGACUGAUCUUGCAAACUUGUAUAGAAAGAUCAAUGUUGCAGAUUUUUCUUGUCCAUCUUGGUUCUCUGCUGGAGCUAGGUCCUUGAUACAUAGAAUUUUGGAUCCAGAUCCUGAAAGUCGGAUAACUAUUCAAGCAAUCAGAAAUGAUCCAUGGUUCAGGAAAAAUUAUGUUCCAGUUAGGCAUGGCGGCGAAUAUGAGGAUGUUAAUUUGGAUGAUGUGCAUGCUGUUUUCAAUGAUAUCGAGGAUCAAUACGUUAGUGAACAGAAGGAAGAUAAUGACAUGGGCCCAUUGAUUAUGAAUGCUUUUGAGAUGAUUACUCUCUCUCAAGGAUUGAACCUUUCAGCCCUAUUUGAUAGGCGACAGGAUUAUGUUAAACGACAAACACGGUUCGUUUCUCGAAAACCUGCAAAAGUAAUCAUAUCAACUAUGGAAGCUGUUGCGGAAUAUAUGGGUCUUAAAGUCCACUCUCGUAAUUACAAGAUGAGACUUGAAGGAAUAUCUGCAAAUAACACUGGACAGUUUGCAGUUGCACUUGAGGUUUUUGAAGUGGCACCCUCCCUCUUCAUGGUGGAUGUUCGAAAGGCUGCUGGUGACACUCUUGAGUAUCAUAAGUUCUAUAAGAACUUCUGUAGCAAGAUUGAGCACAUCAUAUGGAAGCCAUCGGACUCAACAACAAAAUCUGGUUCUCUUAGAACAAGUUGCUGAUUUGUUUUGUGAUGCAAAACUAUACAUUACUGUAGGGGGACGGAGAGGGUUUGGUUGGUUGAGAUUGUAUGGAAUAUAUAAUCAAUCUAUUGAUCAUAUUUAUGUAUAGCAUUUUCUCAAGCUUGUGAUUGCAUUUCCUUUUGUAUUUAAAGCUCGAGGUAAGGUGUACAGGCCCCAGCCUAGAAAUAAUACAUUGUUGUAAGUGUUGUAUUUUAUAGGGUUCUUGUGUCUUUUUUUUUA
Molecule: messenger RNA, 1874 nt
Organism: Amborella trichopoda
Lineage: Eukaryota; Viridiplantae; Streptophyta; Magnoliopsida; Amborellales; Amborellaceae
Product: CBL-interacting protein kinase 24
Biological process (GO): protein phosphorylation; signal transduction
Molecular function (GO): protein serine/threonine kinase activity; ATP binding
Source: RefSeq, a predicted model, not a curated record